GGGUGGGCGGGAGAAGAGGGCCGGCCAAAGGUGACGCUGUGGUGGCGGAGGUGCCGGGCUCCGCGGCAAUUCCGGGCGGUGGAUGGCGGCGGGAUGGAGCCCGAGGAGAGCGGCGGCGGCGGUGGGUCGGCCGGGCUCAUGCAGCAGAUCCUCAGCCUGAAGCUCGUGCCGCGGGUGGGCAAUGGGACCCUGUGCCCCAACUCCACUUCGCUCUGCUCCUUCCCAGAGAUGUGGUAUGGUGUGUUCCUGUGGGCACUUGUGUCUUCUGUCUUCUUUCAUGUCCCUGCCGGACUCCUGGCCCUCUUCACCCUCAGACAUCACAAAUAUGGUAGGUUCAUGUCUGUAGGCAUCCUGAUGAUGGGCAUCGUGGGACCAAUUUCUGCUGGAGUCUUGACAAGUGCAGCGAUUGCUGGGGUUUACCGAGCUGCAGGGAAGGAGAUGAUCCCCUUCGAAGCCCUCACACUGGGCACUGGACAGACGUUCUGUGUAGUGGUGGUCUCUUUUUUACGGAUUCUAGCUACUCUAUAGCAGUAGUCCUUUCACUGUGAUGUCACACCUGUGUUUUAUACUCCUCAAAAGGAAGAGACGGUGUCAUGGUUUCUUCAUUCCUCAAAUGGAAGCAACUUGGGGGCACAAGAAUGGGAAGACCAUCACAGCUCUUUCUUCAUUUGAAGGCUCCAGCAAUUGAAGACCCUUGUAGACAGCUCUCGUUCUCAGCCAACCCGAGCUCCCUGGCUUUUUUUCUUGUGGCCACUUAAGUUUUACAUGCACAUCUUCAUCCAAGCCAACAAUGCCUCAAGUCUGCAUCUUUCCAACAAGAAUGUGCAUCAUUAUUUGCAAAAAUGCAACAUUGCUGUUCCACAGAAACAGUGGACAAUGCUGUUUAAUUUGAAGGGAACAGGCUGUGCUGUACUAAAACCUUAUCGUCAUGAGAGUAAAGCUGAGUUUGCUGGUGGACUCUAACAGGAAGAAGAACUGAAGUAUAAUUCAAAAUAACAGCUCCGGUUCCACUGUCAAAAGUAGGUGACUGCUGUGAAUGUGACAUUUUAUGGAUAACUAUCCUGACCUCUGAUUAUUUAAUAUAUAUUAAGAGAUGAUGUGAAUUUAUCAUUUGAUCAAAAUAAGCUAGCUAAUUGAGAUGUCUUUUCUGUUCUUUUUUUUUUUUUUUCUUUUUUAAGACAUGAGAUCUUGCUUUGUUACCCAGGCUGACCCAAACUCCUGGGCUCAAGUGAUCCUCCUGCCUCAGCCUCCUGAGUAGCUGGGACUCUAGGCAUCACCAUCAUGCCUAAUUGAGACUCUUUUUCCAAAGAAUAUCCAUGAUACCUUUACCUAUCUAUCACCUUUAAUGCUAUCUAUUUGAUUUACUUUCUCUGGAAACACACAGACUUUUUGUUUGUUUGUUUGUUUGUUUGUUUUGUUUUUUUGAGACAGGGUUUCUCUGUAUUGUUUUGGAGACUGUCCUGGAACUGGCUCUGUAGACCAGGCUGGCCUCGAACUCACAGAGAUCCACCUGCCUCUGCCUCCCGAGUGCUGGGAUUAAAGGCGUGCGCCACCAACACCCAGCUUACACAGACUUUCUUAAGUAACUUGAGUUGAACUUCAAAACCGGAUAGGAUAUUCUUUGGACAUUCAGGCACAAAUAAGACACUUGCAGGAUUGUUACAAUUUUUCUUGCUGAUUUUAGUUUAUUUGAUGACUCCAGAACUUGUAGGGAGCUUCUGAAAUAAGUUAGUGGUUAUUGGUUUCCUUCUGUGUUUACCUAUCAGUGGCUAUUCAGCCCACUUUGCAGUAUUUGAGUAUCAACUCCAAGAAAGUGCCUACAGUUUUCUUUUCAUAUACAACCCCUCUGGUCUUUUUAUUUUUAUUCAAGAGAAUUUAUAUCCUGAAAAAGACAUAGUUUUUAACUUAAUUUUAGCUAUUUUAAUUUUUAACUUGACUGCCUAACUUUGGUUUUCACUAGAAAGGCUGCAAACUGUGACCUUCAGAAGGGAAGGGUGUAGAAAGGGUUGUGCCUUCUGUCAUUCUAACGGUUUUUUAUAAAGUACAAUGUUCUUGUUGUUACCUGUUUUCAUAGCUUCUGGCAAUUAACGCUGACAUUUCUAAAGGACAAUUUUCAUUAUGAGAUUAAGGCUGACAACCUGUGAGUACAUACAUUUAUCUUCAAGCAAUAUGCUUUCGGUUUCUGGUUAAAAAUAGCCAGGAGGAGCCAGCAAGAUGGUUCAGCAGGUAAAGGUACUGCCCUCUGACCUGAGUUCGAUUCUUGGGACCCACAUGUUGGAAGGAGAGAACCGGCUCCUGCAAGUUAUCCUCUGACAGCCACGUUUGUUCAUAUGUACAAAUAAGUAAAUAAAUAAUGUAACUUUAAAAUCCCUUUAAGUUGACAAGUGGUUACCCAUACUUAAUGUGCACAUGCUCCCUUCCCCCUACACUUAAUUUUUUUUUUUUGUUUUUGUUUUGGUCUUUGCGAGACAGGGUUUCUCUGUAUUGUUUUGGAGGCCGUCGGUCCAGCCUGGCCUCGAACUCACAGAGAUCCGCCUGCCUCUGCCUCCCGAGUGCUGGGAUUAAAGGCGUGUGCCACCACCGCCCGGCCCCCACACUUAAUUUUUAAAUUGAGAUAAAAUAGCCAAGAGGGUCACUUUGCCCAGGAAAGGCAGGGGGCGGGGAAUUACAGGGGUGGCCACAGAAAUAAUUGGCUCUUUCUUUUUGCCUACCACCUGUUAAAACUGUAGUGACAAUUAAAAUUGGUAGGCAAUUAAAGUGCAGAUAAAUGGCCCUUAAUAUUCCUCAGAAAAAAAAGAGCAAAUCUUUCUUCCAACAAAGGAUUUUGAUUUUUUGUUGUUGCUUUUUUUUUUUGUUGUUGUUGUUGUUUUGUUUUUGUUUUCCCAGGACAGGGUUUCUGUGUAGCCUUGGAGCCUGUCCUGGGACUCACUUUGUAGACCAGGCUGGCCUCGAACUCACAGAGAUCUGUCUGGGAUUAAAGGUGUGUACCACUACCGUCAGGCAAGAUUUACAUUUUCAGUCUCAGGGACUGUGAAUGUGGAAAACAUCGUUUCAGAUGGAGAAACUGGAAUGUUGUACCCUGCAUUCUGGGAGAUGGCAGCAUCGUCUAUGGAAGGAUCUACUGAAGGACGCCUUAGAGUGCUUACUAAACAUUUGAUGGUGGACUUUUCCCCCUAAUUAAUAACUUCUGGACAUAUUCAUCCACAACUAAAAUGUUAGAUUAUUUGUAUUUAUAACCAAGAAACAAAAGUUAGGGUGUUUUUGUUUCCAUCUGUUUCUUAUGUUUAUAUGUUCUUUAAAAACAAAAACAAAAGCUUGAACUGUAAAAAGUAUCUUCAAAUUACUGAGUGUUUCAUCUAUCCCAAUGCAUAUGAAGCAUUCUUUUGUGAAUAAAUGUUUAUAUACUCCACAGACUGAGUGCUUUCAGGAAGAAACCAGUUGAGUGUUAAACAAAGAAUACUUUCCACUUUGAUCCCUGUUUGUCUUCUUACCCUUGUCUCUUGUCUAAAAUGCAGAUUUAUUUGCCAUGAUUUGUGUUCAACACAUCACCUUACACAAUUUCUUCAGUAGUUUUCUCCCUGUAAGGACUUUCUUGGACGCUGAUUCCUGCAUUUAUAUUUCUACUUCUCGCCCCCUCACUUUAAAUUCUGAGAUAGGGAGGCAACCCCCAACCAAAAAGCUGACCUCUUGAUUCCUUAGUGAAUUUUGGGGUACAGAUUAAGUUCAUGUACAAAGGUGCAGUGAUGAGUAUGUGAGCAAGCUGUGUCUCUGGGCUGCUAGCUUCCUUUGGAGCAAGAUACUCCUUAGGACUCACUUCUGGGCGUAGUGACAAGUGGCUCGGCAAAUGCUGGCAUCCUUCCUGUGGCCAUUAGGUUAUUAGAUUGUGUGUUAGCUUUUGAUUCCAAUGUCCUUCUGACUGCCCUAGUAAGUCCUUGUGACACUGUGGGACACGCCAAACUUCCCUAAGGAACUGUUUCCUGGAAUGUGAAGCCCUGGUGCCAUUAGUGGUCCGUGUGCAGGAGGUUUUGUGAAGUUGUAUUCCUUUCUUGUAUACUAUGUAAGGCUGGUUAUGACCAAAAUCAGCUCAACUUUUUAUAUUAGGUUAUUGCACUUAACUGCUAUAGUCCAAGUGAUCAAAUCUUUGUACAUUAGAAACAUAUUUAAAAUUUAUUUUUCUACUGACAUUUCUAAUGCUAGUAUAAAUGUUUGUCAAUAAAGAAUUACUUUAAA
This is a messenger RNA of Mesocricetus auratus (golden hamster), 4230 nucleotides long. RefSeq names its product transmembrane protein 170A (gene Tmem170a). Gene Ontology annotation, biological process: endoplasmic reticulum tubular network organization. Gene Ontology annotation, cellular component: endoplasmic reticulum membrane. The record is from RefSeq and is a predicted model, not a curated record. The transcript is spliced from 3 exons. The coding region runs from base 94 to 528 and encodes 144 amino acids. Lineage: Eukaryota; Metazoa; Chordata; Mammalia; Rodentia; Cricetidae.